AACAAUAUGCAAGGGUUCACAUCUUGACUGCCGCUUCUACUUACAAGCAACUAUACAGCGCGACUCAACAACACUAUGUACAGUAGAGAAGCGACACUAGCGUCGCCGUCGCACUACAGUCAACCGUGUUCAAGUGCCCUUGCGGAGAGCAUGCGGGCGUCCUGCAAAGCCUGUUAAAAACAUGACUUGCACAACAACAAUAUUUACGCUCCUCAGAGAAUAGUUUUCCCUGUAUUUCUGCCCGUAAAGGCAUAAAAUACGAUCAAUAUUAUUAUUCUCUAAGUAGCACAUUCCCAACCCCGGCCUGUCCCUGCUCUGCUGCACUCCGUCUGCGGGUUCUCUUAUCUUGUUUUCCUCGUGCAUCGAUCGCCACCAAGAAGCACUGGUUUAGGAAGGAAGAGAGCCUGCAAGGAGCUUCUAAGUCUGUUAUUCUCUUGUUGCGGAGCACUAUCCACAAUCUCUCUCUCUCUCUCUCUCUCUCUCUCUCAUAGUGCUUCCUACCUCUGAAAUUUUGUAGAGCUACAACUAACAGUCCACUUUAAAGAUAAUUCAUUACAAGUAUGAAAAAAAGAAAAGGCAUAAAUAAAACAUGGUGCCCUACAAAGUUACUAUAACCAACUGUACAUUUAUCUUUUCACCGACUUUUUUUUUUUUCAGAUAUAGUCAUCUCUAUAAACAUAAGUAAAUAGGCGAAGAUGCAUGAAAGAAGCCGUUGUCAGGGCUACACGUGAUAGCCCGUGCAUGAAACGGAACCAACUUAUUUCUAGCUAUAAUCAAAGCUCCAAUAGUCUCUGUACUACAUCGUAGACACACGGCACAGUACAGGUUCAAACUUGAACAGAAAUAGUAACAGCGUAAAUCCGACCAAGUUACGUCAUAAUCUACCAAGCAAGGCUCCUUAACUCCGCCCCUCUCCGCUAAAUCUCCUCCCCUGCACUUCCUCCUUCCUUGUUCUCGCGCGUCAUGGCAUUUUCCAGCAAUUUCUCGUGAUAACACUUAAACGUACACACAAUAAUAUUUCCUUGUAACAAUACAAAUAUAUUACUUUUCUAUAUAACCUCUGAAAACUAAACACAUGUAUACUUAUGCAAUACACAUGUAUACAUUAGCUUCUUACCAAACGUUGCAUAUUAUUUGACACGAUGAAAGGGAGAGGAAGGGGAGGAAAGGACAGAACCACAGGUAUGAAAGGAAAGGAAGGGGGGAAAAGAGAGGAAAGUAAGGGGAAGAAGGAAUGAAAGACGCACGGAUGAAUGACAGUAAUGUAAUGCAAUGCAAGGAUAAGAAAGCGAUACUUGGCAACAGAGAGAGAGAGAGAGAGAGAGAGAGAGAGAGAGAGAGAGAGAGAGAGAGAGAGUUGCCAAUUAAAUACUAUAACAGUCAGAAUUUUACACAAAGCUUUUUUAAAAUUCAACUUUAUAAGACCAUAGGGAGACAGGAUAACACAAGUCACUCAAACUUACAAUGACACCACACAACCUCGUCACUGAGAAGCACAUUGCACCGGGACAGGCCGAUAAGGGUGGCCAGCCGAUAAAACCCUAUGGUAUUAUCACCCGUAGAGCCACUGAUGCUCAAGUUACGCUAACUAACGGGGUGACGGGGGAGGCGACGAGUAGACCGGCGAGCGUUCGGGAAGGUUCGGGAACCGCGCCAGUAUCUAUAAAUGCUGGGCGGGUUGGUGUCGGCGCCAGAAUAGCCGCAACAAGUGGCAAGAGGUGAACUGCUCUCCUCAUUUUCCGACCAGUAGCAUUCCAAGCAACACGCCACACACACACAAGAUGGCCAAGGCACGUGCAGUAGGCAUCGACUUGGGCACCACGUACUCCUGCGUGGGAGUCUUCCAGCACGGCAAGGUGGAGAUCAUCGCCAAUGACCAGGGCAACAGGACCACUCCGUCUUACGUGGCCUUCACAGACACCGAGCGGCUGAUUGGAGACGCCGCGAAGAACCAGGUGGCCAUGAACCCCAACAACACAGUAUUCGAUGCCAAGCGACUCAUCGGCAGGAAGUUCGACGACGCCACGGUGCAGAGUGACAUGAAGCAGUGGCCCUUCACCGUGGUUUCGGACGGCGGCAAGCCAAAGAUUAGCGUGGAGUACAAAGGAGAGGCCAAGAAAUUCUUCCCCGAGGAGAUCUCUUCCAUGGUCCUCAUCAAGAUGAAGGAGACGGCCGAGGCUUACCUGGGCACCACCGUCAAGGACGCCGUGGUCACUGUCCCCGCCUACUUCAACGACUCUCAGCGCCAGGCCACUAAGGACGCCGGCACCAUCUCAGGUAUGAACGUACUCAGGAUUAUCAACGAACCCACGGCCGCCGCUAUCGCCUACGGCCUUGACAAGAGGGUUGGAGGGGAACGCAAUGUCCUCAUCUUUGACUUGGGCGGUGGAACUUUCGAUGUGUCCAUUCUGACCAUCGAGGAUGGAAUCUUCGAGGUAAAGUCCACCGCCGGGGACACCCAUCUUGGCGGCGAAGACUUCGACAACAGGAUGGUGAACUUCUUCAUCCAAGAGUUCAAGAGGAAAUACAAGAAGGAUCUCUCAACGAAUAAGCGCGCCAUCCGCCGCCUGAGAACGGCAUGCGAGCGCGCCAAGAGAACCUUGUCCUCCUCCACCCAGGCCAGCAUUGAGAUCGACUCUCUAUUUGAGGGCAUUGAUUUCUACACAUCUGUCACACGUGCUCGCUUUGAGGAACUGUGCUCUGAUCUGUUCCGCGGCACAUUGGAGCCCGUGGAGAAGUCCCUGCGUGACGCCAAGUUGGACAAGGCUCAGAUCCACGACAUCGUGCUCGUCGGCGGAUCAACCAGGAUUCCCAAGAUUCAGAAGCUGCUUCAAGAUUUCUUCAAUGGCAAGGACCUGAACAAGUCGAUCAACCCCGACGAGGCGGUGGCGUACGGUGCAGCAGUGCAGGCAGCCAUCCUGUGCGGCGACAAGUCCGAGGAAGUCCAGGACCUGCUGCUGCUGGAUGUGACGCCGCUAUCCCUCGGCAUCGAGACAGCAGGCGGCGUGAUGACGGCACUCAUCAAGCGUAACACCACCAUCCCCACCAAGCAGACGCAGACCUUCACCACCUACUCGGACAACCAGCCCGGCGUGCUGAUUCAGGUAUACGAGGGCGAGCGCGCCAUGACCCGCGACAACAACCUGCUGGGCAAGUUCGAGCUGACGGGCAUCCCUCCCGCGCCCCGCGGCGUGCCUCAGAUCGAGGUGACCUUCGACAUCGAUGCCAACGGAAUCCUGAACGUGUCCGCCGUGGACAAGUCCACCGGCAAGGAGAACAAGAUCACCAUCACCAAUGACAAGGGUCGCCUCAGCAAGGAGGAGAUCGAGCGCAUGGUGAACGAGGCUGACAAGUAUCGCGCUGAGGAUGAACAGCAACGCGAGCGAAUCAGUGCCAAGAACAACCUGGAGUCAUACUGUUUCAACAUGAAGUCCACUGUGGAUGACGAGAAGUUCAAGGACAAGAUCCCCGAGAGUGACCGCACUGCCAUCCUGGACAAGUGCAACGAGACCAUCCAGUGGCUGGACGCCAACCAGCUGGCGGAGAAGGACGAGUAUGAGCACCGCCAGAAGGAGCUGGAGAAGGUGUGCAACCCCAUCAUCACCAAGAUGUACGCUGCGGCGGGCGGCGCGCCAGGUGGCAUGCCCGGCGGGAUGCCUGGCGGCCCCCAGGGCGGCAGCACCGGCGGCGGCAGCUCCGGACCAACCAUUGAGGAGGUGGAUUAAGCACUGUACCUGCAGCCCUCACGUGUGCCGGGGUGGAGCCUCCACUGUGAGGGCCCUAACUCAUGUCCCCUGUACUAUACUCUUAUUUAUUUAUUUAUUUAUUUAUUAUUUUUAAAUAACCACGAUAAUUUAUACAUUUAUACCUAAUUUAUAUAGAUAAUAAAUAUUUAUUAAAUAAU
Messenger RNA from Scylla paramamosain (green mud crab), 3904 nucleotides. RefSeq names its product heat shock 70 kDa protein cognate 4-like. The record is from RefSeq and is a predicted model, not a curated record. NCBI's taxonomy places the organism in Eukaryota, Metazoa, Arthropoda, Malacostraca, Decapoda, Portunidae. The transcript is spliced from 2 exons. Gene Ontology annotation, cellular component: cytoplasm; plasma membrane; cytosol. Gene Ontology annotation, molecular function: ATP-dependent protein folding chaperone; ATP binding. Bases 1782 to 3725 code for a protein of 647 amino acids.